Mus caroli (Ryukyu mouse) is the source of this 4278-nucleotide messenger RNA. RefSeq names its product NKD inhibitor of Wnt signaling pathway 1 (gene Nkd1). Gene Ontology annotation, cellular component: cytoplasm. The record is from RefSeq and is a predicted model, not a curated record. Gene Ontology annotation, molecular function: calcium ion binding. Lineage: Eukaryota; Metazoa; Chordata; Mammalia; Rodentia; Muridae. Gene Ontology annotation, biological process: negative regulation of Wnt signaling pathway.
GCGCCCGGGCGUCAGUCCGGCCGCGGCGACGGCGGCAGGAGCGCGUCCCGGCGCCGCCUAAGGCUGCGCUCGGCGCGCGGACUGUGAGGAGGAGGCGAGCGAGGCUGGCGCGGGGUCGGCAGCCGGACGCAUGGCUUAGGACGCUCCGCCGCCGCGCCCCAGCAUGGGGAAACUUCACUCGAAGCCGGCCGCUGUGUGCAAGCGCAGGGAGAGCCCGGAAGGUGACAGCUUUGCUGUAAGCGCUGCUUGGGCAAGGAAAGGCAUCGAGGAGUGGAUCGGGAGGCAGCGCUGUCCAGGCAGCGUCUCAGGACCCCGUCAGCUGAGAUUGGCAGGCACUGUUGGUCGAGGCACUCGGGAACUCGUGGGUGACACUUCUAGAGAGGCUCUCGGUGAGGAGGACGAGGACGACUUCCCCCUAGAAGUGGCCCUGCCGCCUGAGAAGAUGGACAGCCUAGGUAGUGGAGAUGAGAAGAGAAUAGAGAGACUGAGCGAAUCCGGCCAGGCCUCCAAGAAGCAGCUCAAGUUUGAAGAGCUGCAGUGUGAUGUCUCUGUGGAGGAGGACAGCCGGCAAGAGUGGACUUUCACUCUAUAUGACUUCGACAACAAUGGCAAAGUCACCCGUGAGGACAUUACCAGCUUGCUGCAUACCAUCUAUGAAGUGGUUGACUCCUCUGUGAACCAUUCCCCCACAUCAAGCAAGACACUGCGGGUGAAGCUCACCGUGGCCCCUGACGGGAGUCAGAGUAAGAGGAGCGUCCUUUUCAACCAUACCGAUCUGCAGAGCACAAGGCCCCGAGCAGACACCAAACCCGCUGAGGAGCUGCGUGGCUGGGAGAAGAAGCAGCGAGCCCCACUCAGGUUCCAGGGUGACAGCCACCUGGAGCAGCCAGACUGCUACCACCAUUGCGUGGAUGAGAACAUUGAGAGGAGAAACCACUACUUAGACCUGGCGGGGAUAGAGAACUACACGUCUCAGUUUGGACCGGGCUCCCCUUCGGUGGUCCAGAAGUCAGAGCUGCCCCCUCGAAUCUCCAACCCCACUCGCUCUCGCUCCCACGAGCCAGAAGCCGCCCACAUCCCACACCGGAGGCCCCAAGGUGUGGACCCAGGCUCCUUCCACCUCCUUGACACCCCAUUUGCCAAGGCAUCAGAGCUCCAGCAACGGCUCCGGGGCACUCAGGAUGGGAGCAAGCACUUUGUGAGGUCCCCCAAGGCCCAGGGCAAGAACAUGGGUAUGGGCCACGGGGCCAGAGGUGCAAGAAGCAAGCCCCCACUGGUACCCACCACCCACACUGUCUCCCCCUCUGCCCAUCUAGCCACCAGCCCAGCCCUCCUCCCCACCCUGGCACCCCUGGGGCACAAGAAACACAAGCAUCGAGCCAAGGAGAGCCAGGCGAGCUGCCGGGGCCUGCAGGGCCCCCUGGCUGCAGGAGGCUCCACCGUCAUGGGGCGGGAGCAGGUGAGGGAGCUGCCUGCCGUGGUGGUGUACGAGAGCCAGGCUGGGCAGGCCGUCCAGAGACAUGAACACCAUCACCACCACGAACACCACCACCAUUACCACCACUUCUAUCAGCCCUAGACCCCAGCAGGCUACCACGGGAAGGACCCAGCCCACACCCUAAGGCAUUAUUAUUCUAUUAAUUAUUGUUAUUAUGGCAAUUAUUGUUAUUAAUAAUUAUUGUUACUCCACUAAUAUUUAGCCAGCCUUCAUGUAGAAGACAUAUGGAAACACAGAAGUAAACUUUAAUUUAUACGUCGUGGGGAUCAUGUAACUCACCCAAGGAGUGACUCUGGGUUUGGAAGGGUCCUUGGGCCACCCCAGCUGCAGGGUCUACACAGAUCUCCCCAAACCACAGGAGCCCCGGGCUCAACUCCCCCACUUCAGUUCUUCCAGGAGAGCACCCUUGCCUAAUCCAGCUUCGGAGACCCUCAAGAGCCCCAGAGGACAACAGCUGCUACCUCUCAGUGUUAUCUGGUUCAACUUUGCCCUUAAUUGAUUGUAACACGCUACAGGAGAUGUCAGUGGACUGCCAUUGCGCCCUCUCUCCCCUUGUGUUCUGACACCUCAACCUAGACACCUUAGCUGUGUUUCCGGGAGUUACCGCCUCCCCUAUCUAAAGGGAACUAGCCCUUGGCCCAAGCCAACCCUGUGCUUUCUUUUGUCCUUUGCCAUGCACAGUGUGGAAGCGCCCUCUCUUCCUGUGCCCCCCGUUGGCUUUUGAAGGAUGCACCUGUGUUUAAGGAUUGUCCUUGUAGCCAGCCUUCUCAGUUUGGGAACAACUACAGAGAGAAGCAGCCACAUUAAAAAAAAAAAAAAAAGCGUGGUUUCCCAAGAUGGCACCAUUGUGUGACGGAGGGUGUGAAACCUGAGUUCGCCGUCAGCAAAUGGUUUGUGGCUAGGUAGAUGCUGCCUGUCCGUGUCUCUGUAUCUUUCUAUAAAUACACUCUCAGGUAUCCUUUCUGGUGUGCAGAAAUCACUGCCCUGCUCUAUGGAAGCUCCUGUAACCCAGAUGUACCCGUGUGGUUCCCAAAGGCUGCCUGUCCAUCAGAUGAAAACAGCCACCUCCGUCUCACUUCCUGGGGUCUGAAGUCUGUGGUUUUGGAGAGACCUGCUUGGGUAGAGAGAUUUAGGGUGGAAUGGAGGUGGCCACUGAGACACUGAGCAGCAUCCUUGACAGAAUAGGUUUUUAUCAGACAAGGGUCCAGGGUACCAAAAAAGGUUUACUGUCAAAUAGUUGGGGCCCCAACAAAACUCAGAUUACACUCCCAGGUUUAAUUAUUUGAGGAGAGCUCGACAGGGAUGGCUGCCAACACGGGAGCAAAGACUGGGAGGCAGCAGAACCCAGACCAUCACUGAGCUACCACUGUACCUCCACACACGAAGGGUGAAGAUCGAGAGGCACCUAGGAGCCAUGGCAUUCAUUCAGAGAGCAGAGCAGGCUGUGUGAAUGAAUGAAUGAAUGAAUGAAUGAAUGAAUUUUUCCAGGGGAUGAAUGCCCCUAUUCCCUCCCAUGCCUGUUUCACAUUGUUCUCUAGUAGCCUCAGCUGAAGGCCUUGAGAGGGGGUGGGACUUUUAUUCUUGAGAGUCCAGAAAGAGUCUGACCCCAGAAGGAAGUCUGCCCGCCUGCCCGCCUGUCUCCUGAGUUUAGCACCGUUGGUAAGCAUGUACUUUGCAGGUAGUGAGCAUUCGUUGUUUUCAUGGUGUUAAUUUUCCUGAUUGCUGGUGUGCUUGGGUCUGGUUGGUGCCAUCCUCAGGGCAUCACUGUGAGGAAGUAGGAGUCCUGGGAAUGUGUCUGAGGCACAGAGAGGUCAAGAACCUGCUUGACACACAUGGCAGAUGGCAGUGCUGGGUCCUAGCCUUCAGGAUCCCUAACACUGAAGGAUAUGAGCCCUAAGUUUUCCUCCUGGGAAGCUGGGUUUCUGUUUGGCUAGAUUCCAACUCAGAGGAGACACUGCCCCCUACCAUGUGACUGCAACCACACCAAAUGGGCAAGGCAUUGUGGGAGCUUGGCUUGAGAUGACAGGAUCCGGUAUGAAUGAAGGAGUUUUUGUCCUUGAGUCACCCUGUGUCGGCAGGCCCGAGCAACUGACAUUCUGGGUCCAGGAUCAGGAGGAAAGAAUUUCUGGGAGACAAGAGCCUGAUGAGGGAAUUGUGAUUGACUGGGCUUGGGGAAGGUAGUCACCUCUGGACCGAUUACACAGAUCAUCUGGUAUGUGACCACCUGCCUCAGGAGGCAAGGUCACUGCAAUGAGGACAAGGGAUAGGGGAACCAGCAAACACAAACAAAAACCAAUGGCCUCCAGGGCCACAAUUGCCAUGGGCAGCUGCCUAGGGAGUGGAAGCCACUGGUUUUAGAACACAGAUCCUCAGCCUGGGGAAGGAGGUCCCCUGCUGCUUCAGGAUUUUGUUAGCUUCUUGCUCUCUUAAAAGUCACUUAUAAAAAUAGUACCACGUGCUCACCUGUAAGAGAUCAAGGUAGCCCAUAAAGGCUUAGAGUCAAAGGUAAGUCAGCAGGCUCCCAUCUCCUGCUCAGUCUCCAGAAAUCGACCCCAGCAUCCAUCCAUGUCCAGAUGCCCUCCCCUGUCCUCCCUCCAGGACCGUGAGCAUGGUGUAGUGGUUGUAACACUGACUGGUGUCUGGCCAUGGGUGCUCCAGGCCUGACUCCCCUUCCUCAAAGCAUGCACUGCAAGUGAGGUGCUGUGCCUUGGUUUCCCCCUUGUGAGUCCUCCCCAGAUGUUAGCUGUCUUCAUUCCCAGAAUAAAAGCGUUUUUAUAGAA